AUAAACUUAUUUUACGAAGUAGUACUGUUGCAUUACAACUCUAAUGAGAACAGAAUUACUUAUCCCCAUGAAAUUGGAAAGUAAUAUAAUUAAUUAACCCGAACUCCUUAUAAAGCAAUCAUGGAUCAGAUGAGUGAGUGAAAAAUCUCAGAAAAUACUUAACAAUGUCAGAGGAGUUGCAUGUUGAUAUUAUGUUCGACAUCUUAACUCUCUUGCCAAUCAAAUCUAUUCUACGCUUCAGAUGUUUGUCCAAAUACUAUUGUGGUUUGAUCGACGGUCCAGACUUCAUCAACUACCAUCUCAAUCUCACCAAAUCCAAAUCUAAUGGCCUUCUUAUUUUCAAUGAAGUCCACCAAGAUGGUUCAAUAUACCAGCUUGAUCUAGACUCCAGAUUUAGGCGUACGCUUAAAUUAGAGAUGCAACGUGUGCCUUUUCUGAAGCACAGCUGUGAUUCCAAUGUGUUAUAUGGUGAUAUGUUUGGAUCCUGUAACGGGUUGGUUGCUAUGUACAAUCAUCAAGGCAUCACUUUGUGGAACCCGUCGACCAAGAGUCAACAGCUUGUACGUAAAUUUUGGACGGGCGAUAUUCGGUUUGAUGGAUUCGGGUAUGAUGCUGCAGCGAAUGAUUACAAGGUGGUCAUAAUCACGAAAGAAGAUAGCGAAACCCUGUUUCGGGUUAUGAUAUAUAGUUUAAAAGAUAAUUCGUCAACAAGGAUUCAAGAUCUCGAAACCCCGUCUCCUAACUAUGAUAAAUAUUAUAAUAAUUUAAUGUCUGUUUUUGUUGGUUCCUCCUUGCAUUGGGUAGUUAUUCCACGCGAAGAACCGAUGAGUGUUUACCACAAUAUAUUACUCGCGUUUGACCUCAGGAACCGACAGUUCAACGAGGUGCUACAGCCUACGAUCGCAGAUGAAGGUAUCAAAUUUAUGAAUAUGGUGGUAGAACUUAAGGGAUGCCUUUGUACAAGCUAUGCCUAUAAUAACCGUGCUGAUAUUUGGAUUAUGAAGGAAUAUGGAGUGAGAGAGUCUUGGACUAAAUUAUUUUCCAUGGGAUAUAAUGUUUAUAUGGAAUUGAAACCUUUAUUGUACGUAAAGAGUGACAGAAUUUUAGUAGAAGCGGUGCAAGGAAUUACUCAUAGCUGGUUGGAUCCAACAAGUCAUACUACUGAAAUUCUUUAUCCUUUCGGCAAAUCAGGACGAAGGCAUAGGGUCGGGAUUUUAUGUGCGAGAAGCCUUGUUCCACUUCCACAUAAAAUUCAUGCAGGGAACUACUAUUGGUAUUCUGUGUUGUUUUAGUUAAUUUUUAUUAUAAUUAGUUUGUAAGGCGACGCGCAUGCUAUUCUAAAAAGCUUUAAUUACUAUUAAAAAAACAACACUAAGAAUAUAUUUAUUGUCAAGAAUUUCAGUAUGUAGUAACAAAAAACUGCCUAUGCUCUAAGGUCUCUGUCAUUCAUAUACAAAGAUUUUAAAUUUGCAGCCAGUAAU
Molecule: messenger RNA, 1481 nt
Organism: Mercurialis annua (annual mercury)
Lineage: Eukaryota; Viridiplantae; Streptophyta; Magnoliopsida; Malpighiales; Euphorbiaceae
Product: F-box protein CPR1-like
Exons: 1
Coding region: 165-1292 (375 amino acids)
Molecular function (GO): protein binding
Source: RefSeq, a predicted model, not a curated record